UGGUGGAGGAUCAAGAGAAGCAGAACAGCCAACAGAUCAACCGCACCACAGUGUCAUUCUGUGGCUGCUACUGCUUGGGAUUUUCUCACUACUCCACACAUUCUUUUGGACUCUUUUUUUUCGUUUCGUUAUCUUAUCACGACAAAAAGAUUUAGAGAAUGGCCGCAAAGGAAAUGUCUCAAGUGAAGAAUAUUCUGGACCUCAGCAUCGAGGAAAAGAGGAAUUUUCUCAAUUCAUUCGAUUUCCUUAUGACUGAUUGCGAUGGCGUCCUGUGGAAUCUCUUUGAACCAAUUCCUGGCACCGGAGAAGCUUUGAGGGAUGUCGAAGCUGUGGGCAAGAAGAUUGUUUAUGUGUCCAACAACAGUGUCCGUACGGAUGAAGCGUAUGAGAAGAAGAUUGUUGGCAUUGGUGCCACGUACAGACAGGAAGAUCUCGUGCAUCCAAUCCACACAAUCAUUCACUACCUCAAGAAGAUUAACUGCCAGGAGCUGAUUUACUUCAUUGGAACAGCCCACACAACAAAUCUUCUCCGUGCAGCUGGGUUCAAUGUGAUCGUGGGACCGAAUGAGAGAGUUGAGGAGGAUUUCCACAAACUCGUGACUCUCGUGAAGGACAAUCAGCCCGUGAAGUAUGUUAUUAUGGACGUUGACUUCAACUACGGCUACCCGCAUUUCCUGCGCGCUGAGCUGUACCUCCGUGACCCAGAAUGUCAGCUAAUCCUUGGCGCCACAGACUACCGACUACCCAUGAUGGCAGGAUUUGAUCUUCCUGGCCCGGGGUACUUUAUGGACGCCCUAGCAUUGACUCUUCCCCCCGGAAAGAAGCCCAUUGUUCUGGGAAAACCCGGUGUUGGUCUGGGGGAGAUUCUCAAGGAGAAAUACGGAGUGACUGAUCCACAGAGGGUUCUCUUUGUGGGCGAUAUGCCCCUUCCGGACAUUAAAUUAGCCACAAACAACGGCUUCCGGUCCCUUCUUGUGCUCAGCGGUGGUACAUCGAGGGAACAAAUGCUGGCCAAUGAAGACAGUACGCAAAUCCCGGAUUUCUAUGCGGACUCCAUAGCUGCCCUGUCGACGCUCAUUCAGAGCCUCCCACCGCAAUCAGCACUGUAAAGUUCAUCUUGGAGGAAAUCUUAAAAAAGCAUUUAAACCUUUGACCUUUGGCUUUGUUGGCGCCCGCGAGAGAAAAAGCUUUGAAAAGUGUUCAAAAUUUUAUUUUUUGAAAUAAAAAAAAUUCUUUGGAAUCCUUAAGAAGGAUUUUUGAGGAAUUGAGCUAAAAUGAAAAAAAGUUUGUAAAAUAAGUUUGGGUAUAAAAUAAAUCGAUGCAUUAGAAAAUUAAAAAAAA
Messenger RNA from Lutzomyia longipalpis, 1341 nucleotides. RefSeq lists its product as uncharacterized. The transcript is spliced from 3 exons. The coding region runs from base 159 to 1109 and encodes 316 amino acids. Gene Ontology annotation, molecular function: phosphatase activity. The record is from RefSeq and is a predicted model, not a curated record. NCBI's taxonomy places the organism in Eukaryota, Metazoa, Arthropoda, Insecta, Diptera, Psychodidae. Gene Ontology annotation, cellular component: cytoplasm.